This is a messenger RNA of Mustela lutreola (European mink), 12444 nucleotides long. RefSeq names its product leucine rich repeat containing 7 (gene LRRC7). The record is from RefSeq and is a predicted model, not a curated record. The coding region runs from base 1387 to 5973 and encodes 1528 amino acids. Gene Ontology annotation, biological process: neurotransmitter receptor transport, endosome to postsynaptic membrane; neurotransmitter receptor transport postsynaptic membrane to endosome. Gene Ontology annotation, cellular component: postsynaptic membrane; adherens junction; postsynaptic density. Lineage: Eukaryota; Metazoa; Chordata; Mammalia; Carnivora; Mustelidae. Gene Ontology annotation, molecular function: protein binding. The transcript has 26 exons.
UGACCGACCCGCAAGCAGAGACUUUUCUCCUUGGCAGCCAACAACCUGCAGCAGGAAAGGCGGGCGGGGGAGGAAACCCCGAGGAGGCGCUCCCGGCCGCCUCUUUGCUGAGAUAGCAGGAGCAGCAGCCUGCGGAGCCACGAGCGCAGCGUCACUGAGCUGGUGCGGGUGCAGGGGCGCUCCGGGAGGCGCAGAGGCCCGGAGCCGCUACAGCCGCGGAGUCGCCCGCGCUGCAGGACGCCGCGCCGCGCCACUCCAGCGCCACGGGCCGGUCCGGCAGCAGGAGGAGCCGGUGGCGGAGCGCUGCCAGGCACGGUGCCUCGAGCACCUGCCUGGAGCAUCGUGGGCGACGAAAGGAACCCAGAGAGCUCGGCCUUUUGUCCCGUUCUCUAAAAGCAGCUUGUGACCAAGCCCGGAGGAGGCGAGCAUUUCAGUUCUCUGCCGGACUGGGAUUUUUCUUCUCACAAUUUGGGGGAGCCCAAGUAGAGGUCAGAGAGGCAGGGGAGGAUCUCAAAAAGGGGCCGAGGGCUGUGAAAGUGGGCACCCCCUCUUAUCGCUGGAAAAUCUCCUUGACAUUUUUCACACUUUGAAGCAGCUGCAGCUGGUGUCGUCGGAAAAGGGGGUGGGAAAAAAGAGAGGGGGCGGGGAGAGCGGGGAGACACAGCCAAGAGCCACGAGCAGCGUCUCCUCGCCUGCCAAGCCUGGCACCUGUGCGUCGAGCCACUGCACGCAGGAGGACCCCCACUCCGGGCGAACCCUGGGCUUGAAGCCACCGACACCCAGUCCCUGGGCAGCGGGUUCUCGCCGAAGGGACCUGCAGCCACCUACAAAGACCGCCGCCGUCGCCUGCAGACCCUGGAGCGCUUGGCUCUUCAGAGCCGCGGCUGCGCCGGGUCCCCGGGGAUUCUCGCCCAGCAGCAGGCAGGGUGUGUUAGAGUUGGGUGCAAGAUUCGCCUUUUCUGCUCGUCUUUUCUCCGCCUGGAAUUUAUUGUCUGUGGAGCCUUUUGGGGGUGGGGAAGGAGCUUCGCCUCCGCCACCGCCGCCGCCGCCGCCGCUGCGGUCGCUAGCGCGGCGCGCAGGGCAGGCGGAGGCAAGGGAGUGAAUGCGCUCCUGCCUUCCCGGGCAGCGCUUUGGGCUUCCCCUCGACCGCUUCCCGCCGGAACCUCUCCAGCGGUCCACCUGAAGGGCAGCAGCAUCAUGGUCUAACGCGGCACCUGCCUGGAAUCCCCUUUCUCCUGGUCUUCUUCCACCUACUCCACCCCUCCUCUCUUCCUGCGAGGACCCUCGUGCCCACUCCACUGCGGACCCCCGAACACUUUAAGGAAUAAGCGUUGGCAGCUGCACGAUUCACUCUCUCCAAAACCUCAUGGGCAGUUUCUCCCGGCGAUGAUGGAGAACCUAAUAAGGGGAAGGAAUCCCCCACAAUAUCAGAGAAGUCCUUGUAAAGAAGUUCGUGCAGCACUUCGGAAGAGGCCUGAAGAAGAGUUGCAGUGCCUGGAGAUGACCACCAAACGGAAAAUCAUCGGCCGACUGGUGCCGUGCCGAUGUUUCCGAGGUGAAGAAGAAAUCAUCUCAGUUUUAGACUACUCCCACUGCAGUCUUCAGCAGGUGCCAAAGGAGGUCUUUAACUUUGAGCGGACGUUAGAGGAGCUUUAUCUAGAUGCCAAUCAAAUUGAAGAGCUACCCAAGCAAUUGUUCAACUGUCAAGCUCUAAGAAAACUAAGUAUUCCUGAUAAUGAUCUUUCAAAUCUGCCAACCACUAUUGCUAGUUUAGUUAAUCUUAAAGAACUCGACAUCAGUAAAAAUGGUGUACAAGAAUUUCCAGAAAACAUUAAAUGUUGUAAGUGUUUAACAAUUAUUGAAGCCAGUGUCAAUCCCAUUUCUAAACUCCCCGAUGGCUUCACGCAGCUUCUAAAUCUGACCCAGCUCUACCUGAAUGACGCCUUUCUUGAAUUUCUUCCAGCUAAUUUUGGAAGACUUGUCAAAUUGCGGAUCUUGGAGUUAAGAGAAAAUCAUUUGAAAACUCUACCAAAGUCAAUGCACAAACUGGCCCAGUUGGAAAGACUUGACCUAGGCAAUAAUGAAUUCAGUGAACUGCCUGAAGUUCUGGAUCAAAUACAAAAUUUAAGAGAGUUAUGGAUGGAUAAUAAUGCAUUACAAGUGCUACCUGGGUCUAUAGGGAAGUUAAAGAUGUUGGUAUACCUGGAUAUGUCAAAAAACAGAAUAGAAACGGUUGACAUGGACAUUUCUGGAUGUGAAGCCCUUGAGGACCUCUUACUGUCAUCCAACAUGUUGCAACAGUUGCCUGACUCUAUAGGACUGUUGAAAAAAUUAACAACUCUAAAAGUAGAUGACAAUCAACUUACAAUACUACCCAACACAAUCGGAAAUUUAUCUUUGUUGGAAGAAUUUGACUGUAGCUGUAAUGAACUGGAGUCUUUACCUUCUACUAUUGGCUACCUUCAUAGUCUUCGAACGUUAGCAGUCGAUGAGAAUUUCCUUCCAGAAUUACCCCGAGAAAUUGGAAGCUGUAAGAAUGUAACAGUUAUGUCUCUACGUUCCAAUAAACUGGAAUUUCUUCCUGAAGAGAUUGGACAGAUGCAGAAGCUAAGAGUCUUAAAUUUGAGUGACAACAGAUUGAAGAAUUUACCAUUCUCAUUUACCAAACUGAAAGAGCUUGCAGCUUUGUGGCUUUCUGACAAUCAGUCCAAAGCCCUUAUCCCUUUACAAACUGAAGCCCAUCCAGAAACAAAGCAAAGAGUAUUGACUAACUACAUGUUUCCCCAGCAACCUCGUGGUGAUGAAGAUUUCCAGUCAGACAGUGACAGCUUUAACCCUACACUGUGGGAAGAGCAGAGACAACAACGCAUGACUGUUGCCUUUGAAUUUGAAGAAAAAAAGGAAGAUGACGAAAAUGCUGGGAAAGUUAAGGAUCACCCCUGCCAAGCCCCCUGGGAAAGGGGCCAGCGUGGGAUUACUCUCCAACCUGCCAGACUGUCUGGCGAUUGCUGCACACCAUGGGCCAGGUGUGAUCAGCAGAUCCAAGAUAUGCCCGUCCCCCAGAAUGACCCACAGCUGGCAUGGGGUUGUAUAAGUGGCCUCCAGCAGGAAAGGAGCAUGUGUACUCCAUUGCCAGUUGCAGCACAAUCCACCACUCUUCCCUCUCUAAGUGGCAGACAGGUUGAAAUAAACCUAAAACGAUAUCCAACUCCUUACCCAGAGGAUUUAAAGAAUAUGGUAAAAUCUGUACAAAAUCUGGUGGGUAAGCCAAGCCAUGGAGUGCGUGUUGAGAAUUCAAAUCCAACUGCUAACACGGAGCAAACUGUGAAAGAAAAAUAUGAACACAAGUGGCCUGUAGCCCCAAAGGAGAUAACAGUGGAGGAUUCUUUUGUUCAUCCAGCUAAUGAAAUGAGGAUUGGGGAACUUCACCCUUCAUUAGCUGAGACCCCUCUGUACCCACCCAAACUUGUUCUGCUAGGGAAGGACAAAAAAGAAUCAACUGAUGAGUCUGAAGUUGACAAAACUCACUGUCUGAAUAACAGUGUUUCCUCAGGCACUUACUCAGACUACUCGCCUUCCCAGGCUUCCUCAGGAUCCUCUAACACGCGGGUUAAAGUGGGGUCCUUGCAGACAACAGCUAAAGAUGCAGUACAUAAUUCUUUAUGGGGUAACAGGAUUGCACAAUCUUUCCCACAGCCUCUUGACUCAAAGCCAUUGCUCACCCAGCGGGAGGCUGUUCCCCCAGGGAAUCUACCACAGCGUCCGGACCGGCUGCCAAUGAGCGACGCCUUCACUGACAACUGGACUGACGGUUCACAUUAUGAUAACACAGGGUUUGUUGCAGAGGAGACCACAGGCGAGAAUGCCAACAACAAUCCUCUCUUAAGUUCGAAAUCUAGAAGCACAUCUUCUCACGGACGCAGGCCUUUGAUUAGGCAGGAUAGGAUUGUUGGUGUUCCCCUGGAACUUGAGCAGUCUACACACAGACACACGCCAGAAACAGAAGUGCCUCCUUCCAAUCCUUGGCAGAAUUGGACCAGAACCCCUAGUCCUUUUGAAGACAGGACCGCUUUCCCUUCCAAAUUAGAGACAACCCCCACCACCAGCCCAUUGCCUGAAAGGAAAGAGCAUAUAAAAGAAUCUGCUGAAAUACCUAGUCCUUUUUCUCCAGGAGUACCAUGGGAGUAUCACGAUUCCAAUCCCAACAGGAGUCUUAGCAAUGUCUUUUCUCAGAUCCACUGCCGCCCAGAAUCAUCUAAAGGUGUUAUUUCCAUUAGUAAAAGCACAGAGAGGCUUUCCCCACUCAUGAAAGAUAUCAAGUCCAAUAAAUUCAAAAAGUCACAGAGUAUCGAUGAGAUUGACAUUGGUACAUACAAGGUGUAUAAUAUACCAUUAGAAAACUAUGCCACUGGGAGUGAUCACUUAGGAAGUCAUGAACGGCCAGAUAAAAUGUUGGGACCAGAGCAUGGUAUGUCCAGUAUGUCUCGAAGCCAGUCAGUGCCGAUGCUGGAUGACGAGAUGCUCACUUAUGGAAGUAGUAAAGGGCCACAGCAACAAAAAGCGUCCAUGACCAAAAAAGUCUAUCAGUUUGACCAAAGCUUCAAUCCCCAAGGAGCAGUGGAAGUUAAAGCCGAAAAGAGGAUACCGCCCCCCUUUCAACACAAUUCCGAGUACGUGCAACAGCCCGGCAAAAACAUCGCCAAGGAUUUGGUUAGUCCUAGAGCUUACAGAGGAUACCCACCCAUGGAGCAAAUGUUUUCAUUUUCUCAGCCAUCGGUGAAUGAGGAUGCUGUGGUGAAUGCCCAGUUCGCAAGCCAAGGUGCCAGGGCAGGCUUCCUGAGAAGAGCCGACUCCCUGGCGAGCUCCACAGAAAUGGCCAUGUUUAGAAGGGUCAGUGAACCUCAUGAGCUGCCUCCGAGCGAUAGGUACGGCAGACCUCCAUAUAGGGGCGGUCUGGAUCGCCAAAGCAGCGUUUCAGUGACUGAGUCCCAGUUCCUGAAAAGGAAUGGCAGGUAUGAAGAUGAACACCCUUCAUAUCAAGAAGUGAAAGCUCAGGCGGGAAGUUUUCCAGUUAAAAACCUUACCCAGAGGAGGCCAUUGUCUGCAAGAAGCUACAGUACAGAGAGUUACGGUGCCUCCCAGACCAGGCCAGUUUCAGCUAGGCCUACUAUGGCAGCUCUUUUGGAAAAAAUACCAUCUGACUAUAACUUGGGUAACUAUGGUGACAAGCCAUCAGAUAACAGUGAUAUAAAGACGAGGCCCACUCCUGUGAAGGGAGAGGAGAGCUGUGGUAAAAUGCCUGCAGACUGGAGACAACAGCUGCUUAGACAUAUAGAAGCUAGAAGGUUAGACAGGACCCCGUCCCAGCAAAGCAACAUUUUAGACAAUGGACAAGAAGAUGUAUCUCCUAGUGGCCAAUGGAAUCCUUAUCCUCUUGGGAGGCGGGAUGUACCUCCGGACACCAUUACUAAAAAGGCAGGCAGCCACAUCCAGACUUUGAUGGGGUCCCAAAGCCUUCAGCACCGUAGCCGGGAGCAGCAGCCAUAUGAGGGAAAUAUAAACAAAGUGACCAUCCAGCAAUUUCAGUCACCAUUGCCUAUUCAGAUCCCCUCUUCACAGGCCACCCGGGGACCUCAGCCUGGACGGUGCUUAAUUCAAACUAAAGGGCAAAGGAGUAUGGAUGGCUAUCCGGAGCAGUUUUGUGUGAGAAUAGAAAAAAAUCCUGGCCUUGGAUUUAGUAUCAGUGGUGGAAUUAGCGGACAAGGAAAUCCAUUUAAACCUUCUGACAAGGGUAUCUUUGUUACUAGGGUUCAGCCUGAUGGACCAGCAUCCAACCUGCUGCAGCCUGGCGAUAAGAUCCUUCAGGCAAAUGGACAUAGUUUUGUACAUAUGGAACAUGAAAAAGCUGUAUUACUACUGAAGAGUUUCCAGAAUACAGUAGACCUAGUUAUUCAACGUGAGCUUACUGUCUAAAUAUUUUUUAUAAAUAGUGAAGAUACGUCUAGCCAGACCUAAUGUUCAAAAAUAAGUUUAUACAUAGAAACAAAUUUUGCCAUUUGCUGGACCAAUGGCAAACAUUAGUGCCAAAUGUAUAAUAUUAUAUGUUAGCACUGAUCAUCCUUAAAAAUGUUAACUAUAUAAAUAUGAUGUUCAUGUGGUUAUGUAUUAGUUUUACUUGUCAGCCUCCGGCUGUGCAUUGGUGCAGUUUUGUUUUUGUUUUUGUUUUGUUUUUUUAAUCAAAUAAGUUUCUUCUCGAAGUGGAUUUCAUAUAAUUUCGGAGCACGGAAGCACAUACAAGCUCUUUACGAAUUCUGCUCUCCAUCAGAAACACUGCCUCAAAGUUGUAUAUGCCUUUAUAUAGAAAAUACAAAUAUAAAGAAUUGUAAUUCCCAUAAAAUAUUUCUAGCACAGGUAUAUGUUGGCAUAUAUACAAAAAGAAUAUAGAGAAAAACAAUAUUUUCAUAAACUAAACAUCUCGGAUUGAGAAAGAAACUAUAUCUUAAAAUAAGACUUUACUAUAUUGAAUCUUUUUCAAUAAAAAUUACAUGAUAAUGCCUUAUGAAAGUAACUGUACAUAUGGUAUAAAGUGUUUAUAUUUGGUUCCAUAUUCAUUUGCUAAAUUCUCAUAACACAGAGUGAAAUAUUUCAUAAAUUAGCCAUUUAUCUCUGGGACCGGAAUAAAAAUAGGACAAACUAAUUUGUUCAAUGCCUUUAGCUAAUUACAAUACACACAAAGAGUUAAGAAACAGACUAAAGGUCAUUACAGAUAAAUCUUUUUCACCACAAAUUUAAGCAGUGAAUGAUGGGUGGCAGGAAAGAUAUUGCUUAAUUUCUUUCAAGUUUAUGUUGAUUAUAAAGUGGAGCCCAUGUGAUUUCUUUACUUGUAAAUGUGGAAUUUAUUUGUGUGUUGCUUUAUCUAAUUUGCUACUUUUAAAUAAUUUAAAAUGAGUUUUGGAGAUUGAUAAAAUUUAUCAUUAAGGAAGAUCGUUGUUAGAAAGUUAUGGUGGAUGAUUAAAAAACUUUGGCAUUUAAAAAUGAAACUUCAAAUAUAAUUUCUCAGAGCUGUGGUCUACCUGUAUUAUUAAUUUCAGUGCCUGUUUUGUGUGGGCAAAAAUAGAGAAAAUACUUUUUUUCCAAAAAUGUUUCAAAGUAUAAUCCUGCAUUCUCUUAUUGAGAGAAAGACAAGCAUAGUUAAUAGAGAAUUUGUUAUUUUUACAUUAGAAUUGUUUCCUCUAUAAAUAAUCAAAAUUCAUUUUAUAAUCCUUUAAAAAUAUUUCUUUUUUAUAUUAGUCAUUAAUUUGAUUAAAAUAUUAAUUUAAAUUCCAGAAUAAUUUCCCAGAGUUGGUUGUAUGCAUGCUCUCAUAUUUCCACAUAGCCAUAUAUAUAUAUAUAUAUAUAUAUAUAUAUAUAUAUAUAUAUGUAUGUAUAAUGGAUUUAGUUUACAUGGUAGUGUUUCAAGUAUUCUAUUAGGAUUUUCACAAUAGUAUCAUGUACUGGUGUCACCAAAGCUCUGAGAGUAAUAUUUGUAAGUUAACUGUUUUAUGGGGACAUUGAAAAUACUGUAUUUUUGUAGGGUCUAUUAAAAUGAGUGUCACUUAUUAGAAGUACAGUGGUAUUUUUUGGCAAUAGAAUUUGUCACUUGAAGGCAAAUGAUACUUCACUUUAUAGAUGAUGCACUAAUUUUGAUGUUGCUUUACGUCAGGGUGACAUUAUACCAUGAUUUUAUAGGGUUUGACAUUUAGCAAAUGAUUAAAUGAUUGGCCUAUUUAAUACGUUUCCCAGAAGUAAGUUUUAAAUGCAUUUUAAUAUAUCAACAGUUUCUGAUGAGAAAUGUCUUUCAGAGCCUAAUUUCCUUUGUCAAAAACUGACACCAAACCAUGGUACCACGGUUUCCAGCUGCUAUUAUAGGAUGAUCAUCAUUAAUCAAGAUGGAGGCCCCCACUGGCCUCACAAGAUCACUUAAAAGAAAAACAAACUCCUGGGUGUAGUGUUGGCAAUGAAGCAUCUCAACUCAUCCCAUCAGUUCUGUUUAAUCUGUUCUGGGAGAGGUCGAAGAAGAGUCAGACAGAGGACCACCCAAGUCUCGUCUCUUAUGUCAGGUCUCCCCAUCAGACCCAGGGCUCCAGGAGAGGCUUCUGAGGCACAGAGCUACAAGGAUCAUAGUAAACACCUCUUCCACUCCUGAUGGGACACCAUUGUCCUGGCCCAGGGCUCUCAUCCUUACUGUUCUACAGGAAAUGAGGAAAAGAAAUGGGGUUCCUGACCCACUGGAAAAGAAAUAUGAUGUUUCAAAGCACCUCAUUGUCAAUUGUUCUGCCAUGCUGCAUACUGAGAAAAGGCAGGUAAUAAUGAAAAGAGACAUUUUUUUUAGAUUGAUUGAAAAAAAAAUUACUAAUUACUCGAGGGGUUAAAAAAUCUAAUUUAUUCCAUAGGCGACCAAAACCAAAAAUACAUUAAUUUCUGAGUAUUGACUUUUGGAAUCAUUGGCUUUGCUCCCUGAAAUAAGAAUCUGGUUUAUGUUAACCACCCCUUCCCACCAAAAGAAAGAAAGAAAGAAAGAAAGAAAGAAAGAAAGAAAGAAAGGAAAGGGGAAAUAAAGUUAAAGGUGUGCCUUUUUAAAAAAGAAAAACGACGACAACAAAGGAGUGAAAUUCAUGAUGAUUCCAAUAGAUUUGCCUCUUGGUCUUUGAUUUUUACUGAGAUCUUUCUGCUGAGGAAGCGAUCUCAAUCUGGUGAAUCAGUAAGACACAAGGAAGGAGAAUGGGAAAGAUAAGGGUGGAAAGAACAAGGAGCGAAAAGUACUGGUAGAAUUCCUGCAGAUUUUGCAAAGCCAAAUAGACAUUCGUGGUCAAUUUUUAAAACCUUAUAUGGCUUAAAAAUACAUUGCCACAAAAGAUCUCUUACAAUAAUUUCCACCUUCUAGACAAUAUAACUCACUUUAACAAAGAGAAUAAUUUCAAAAUAUAAGUGUACUUUUGACAAGGAAUACUCAAAAUCAGUAUAACAUACUGAUAUUUACAUCAUGCUAAUUGAUUGCUCAUUGAAACCUAUAAAAUAUGUGUGUCUCGGUUCAUUAAAACUCUUAAUUGCAUAAAAACAUCAAACAAUCCUAGUUGUUUCUGGGUCUUACAUUGGAUUACCACUUUCAAGAUGAAAAGCAGUUUUAAAGAGAGGAUGACAAAUCAGCAUUAAUUUGUUCUUAAUCUGAAAGAUGACUGCACACAUAUUACUAAUAUAAUUGCUUAUUUAAGAAGUAGGACUGAAAUAUCUUUCCGUGGGUGAACUAAAGAGAUAGUAUACCCAGAGAGAGGAAAAUGAAGAAAUUAGAUUUACACCUUCAAAUAUUAAGUGAAAGUAUUUGAUUUGCCAGAAUGAUUAGAUGAAAGGAGCAAGAAAAACAUUUUACCAUAAAUCAUCAAAUCAAAUACCUCCACCAAAAUUUAAAUAUUUGGAAAAUAUAGUGUGUUUGUCACCUUGUCUUUUCAUUGGCUUUUAAUGCUGUGUUCGGUCAAUUCCUGCCCCCUCACUGGCACCCAGAUCAAGAAUGUCUAUUCUGAUGGAUCUGCUGUUAUCAAGAGGUAACAAUACACCAUAAUCAGAUAAACAGGCAUGCUGGUACAGGACCACUGCUCUAAGCCUUUGGUAAAUUCAAUCAGGCAAUGUGUUUGACUGAUUCUUGAAAUACUGACCAAACAGCGGGCUUGCUGAAACAUUGGGUCAGUAAAAAGUUAUGCAAAUAAGGAAAUCCAGUCAGUUCAGAAGAUGGGUCCUUUAUCUAGUAUCAAGAAAAGCAGGGUUGAGUUUCCAGGAAAGUUCCUCUCACAGAAAUGCUAAAUUUUUCUGAGGCUCAAUAAAAUGUUCAAACACUGGGUUGAUGAUGCACCCUGUCUUAUGGUUGUAGUUAACGGAUCAUCUGGGAAUUGGGGGUUGAGGGGGGUGGGAAUCUCCAGAGUUUAGAUCACCUGCAUGAACUAUGUUCCUUAGCAAUAUAACUGCUUCCCAUUAUGAAAAGCAUCCUGCCUUGCCCCAGAAUAUUGCCCCAUCACUCAGUUAGACUGUCGCCCAGGCAUAUACGAUAGCAAAAAACUAGAAUAUGGGCUGGGGAAAAACAGACGUGUACUCUAGAAAGCACCAUUAUAGGAGACCAUCGGUGUCCGCUCCCCUGUGCAUCCCUUCAGUUUCAUUUGAUCUAAACUACCCAGAGAAUGUGUUUUCUGAAACCCCCCACUGUACAGAACUCAAAGCAGAUUCAGUCGACUGGUGCAGCUGCAUUCUGAACCUUAUGGGGGCAUUUCCAUUUCUUGUAUGCAAAACUGACCUCUCUUCAUUGCUGCUGUAGCUGCUAUAGGCCUGUCCCUCUGACUCGCUAUGAUGUUCCAAAGGCAGAGGAUGGCUGCUGACAUAAGGAUAAGAGGCCCCCUUAGAGUACUAAUUGUCUGGAGACCUUUGAGUAUCUACGCAUGGUUCCAGCUUCCAGUUUGGGAAGAACUUCCUUAGAUGACCAAGGAACUUGAGUGGUAGCAUUAACCCAGGUGCAAAGGUGGCGCAUUUAUGUCUCUGACAACAAACCAACCUUGUGUGCGGGGGGGGGGGGGGGGGGGGCAAUGCCUUAACAGAACCAUGGUUCCACUUCUGUUUUUAAAAUGUUGACUUUUGCUGUAUUGACAACUCUAAGCCUGUCAGCUGAUGGUUACUGGGAAAUGUUCCAAUCUUCCUCACCUUUGACACUGUCUACAAGAGAAUGGUUUGGAAACAUGCCCCUAUGAGGGUAUAAAUUGCACAACUUCUACUUUGGAGAAUUCAGAGAUUUCUGAUCUAUGGAGGGGAAAGAUACACUCAGCUUUUGAUUAAAAAAAAAUAAACGAAAACCUAGGAAUGUUGAAUUCCUCUGGAUUCUUAACAUGUGAUUAUCAUAAUCUUUCCUAAGAGCAGUUCUAGGAGAAGUAAAGAGGAAAAACAGAGGGGAGGGAAAUAAUUCACUGCUUCCAGCUUUAGAAGGUUUAGAAGUAUUACUCCAUCUGCUAGGGUUUCCCUAGUGGAUUUUGUUCUAGGGCAGUGAGCUCACACUUUGUAACGACCCACUGAGCGUGAAGCAGGAUGAGAAAUAGGGCUGGAUGUAAGACAGGCACAAAGAGAAGGGUAUCUCUGCAGCUGUCCUGGUAUCUCCCCAGACUAUGCUCCAAAACACCUUUUCUUGGCCUAAUUUUGUUAAUAGCAGCGCCUCAAAGAGUGGAAGAUUAUGAAAUCCAGGCAGUGUUUAUGUAGAAAGCACUGAAACCCUGUGACUCUUCUUAGUCUGGUGUUGGAACCAGUGUGGGCCGGGCCCAAAGAAAAAGCCAUGGGUGGAACUUUUACAAAUACUAUAUUCAAACCCAGCAUAACUUACAACCUAUGUGGGGAUGAUUACUGAGGAAAAAGUUAAAUAAAUCAUCCAAUCUUUCUCUAGUUUGAAAAGUAGAUACAUUUUCUUCUUAAAACUACCAGUGUUGCACAGUUGUAUUAGUUGUGCCAGGUUUGUUUCUAUUUUUACCCCCCUGUCUUUAAAAUAACAGGAGUUAGCAGCCUACAGUCAGGUCUCUCUAUACCUGGAGUAAAAUAUCCUAGUACAGAGACUUUUAUUCUCACCAGAAAACUCCAUAUUUCCUCCACAGGGAAACAAUUCCUAUAGCUGAAUCUCAGAGGAUUAAGGUAUGUCACUCAAAAUUCAAAACAUUUGGGGGCAUUUUAUUGAAGAAUAUGAUGGAAACAGUAAGUGCAAUGUUUAUAAAUAUUUGUUGAGCAUCAAGUAUAUACCAGGCUCUGCAUGACAUGAUCUCCUCUGCACAGAGUCUCACAAUCAAAUGGGAAGAUGAGAGAGCUUCCAGAAAAAAAGGCAGUACAAGGCAAUGUGGUGAGUCCCUUUGUUGCUGCUCUCGGCCCAUGUAUUGCAAAAGGAAGUAGCAUCGUUAUCUAGACAAAUCUCUUCUGGGUUUGAGGGUGGCUAUUCCAUUGGGAGCUAAGUUCUCCAUACUGGGUCUUAGGGCCUUUGGGAGGCCAUUAUCAACGUUCACCAAGAUGUAGGGCAAUAUUUGAUAGGCUAGAAGUGGCAAGAGUGGAGACUUACUGGACAGAGUAAGUAGCAACCACAGAUUCCUUUGAAUCUGUAGAAGAGAAUUUUGCCAGUUGGUUUGUUCUAAAGAAGAGAGAGAACACGAUGAAAAGUGGUGGUGUUCUGCCUGGCCCAGCACUGUGUCUAUCUAUAGGCUCCUGACAUGUCGGGGGAAAGAGGAGGAAGGUAGAACGUUAAAAGGCAUGAACUGCUGGAUUGAAGAGGUUCUUCUGUGCUGCCACCCCAAAGAGUUGUUCCUAUGACCUCUGUCUCUUAUAGAUUAUCAGGGAGCUUGGGAGUCCUCAAGAUCCAGUAUUAGAAUGAGGCACUCAGAAAUGCAAUCAGUUCACCAGCUG